Molecule: messenger RNA, 490 nt
Organism: Porites evermanni
Lineage: Eukaryota; Metazoa; Cnidaria; Anthozoa; Scleractinia; Poritidae
Source: the annotation of a GenBank genome assembly
AUGAGUUCAAGAUUCAGCGAAGACAACAGGGCUGGAGCCGAAAUGUUUGCCUUGGUUCCAUCUGCUUUGGUGAAGCAUGACAGUUUUCGUAACUUAGAAGAAAGCUGCAAUUUUGGCAACAUGACUUACCUACACCGUCCUCUCUUCCUUCUGAGUUAAAAGAAUGGCAAUACUUUUGGUGCACACCCACUUUACAGCUAAAAAUCUAAUCGAGUGUGUAGAUGAUCUGCUGAGGAGGAUAUGUAUCCCAACAUACGAGUUUUGCUUACAAUUGGUUGUACCCUUCCUGUUGGUUCUGCCUAAGCUGAGUGUUCAUUAUCUGGCUUGCGACGAAUCAAGUCAUAUCUCAGAAAUAGGAUGUCGGAUGAGCGGUUGUCAGGACUUGCACUCAUGCACUUACAUCAUGGCCUUGACAUUGAUGUUGACCAAAUCUGUACAAUCUUUGUUACCAAGCAGAAGAGGAAGAUGUUCCAAGGGUGCAUCCUUUGCG